UUGAAAACCCCAUCCAUCAUCAGCAUAGUGGACUCCACACCAUACAUCCACGCACCUCCCUCGUCACUCCCCCACCCUACACCCAAGAGGUUACACAUACAGACACCCACAGCUCGCCACCAAGUCCACAAUCGCCAACGCUUUCUUCUCUCUCUGGCCCUCUCUCUUUCUCUCUCUGUCUCUCUCAGAGUAUUGAAUUUUUGGAGCCAAUGGCCUCGUGCGUAGGCGAUACGGCUCGGGCACUGGCCUGCCGGGACGGAAGAGCAGCGGCGCACCUGAAGCUGGUAUCAAUCUUCGUAAUCUUCAUCACCAGUGUGGUGGGCAUCUCCUCCCCGGUGAUGCUUGCCCGGGUUUUCCAAGGCAAACCCAUGUACGACAAGGCGAUUCUCAUCAUCAAGUGCUUCGCCGCCGGCGUGAUUCUCUCCACCUCCCUCGUCCACGUCCUCCCGGACGCCUUCGCCGCCCUCUCCGACUGCCACGUCGCCUCCCACCACCCCUGGAAGGACUUCCCUUUCUCCGGCCUCGUCACCAUGAUCGGCGCCAUCCUCGCCCUCCUCGUCGACCUCACCGCCUCCGCCCAUGUCGACAGCCACAAGCCCAGUCACUACACCCCAAUUGGGACCCAAGAAGAAUUGCCCACUCACGCCAAGAAAUUGACCGAGUUCCGGGUUGAAACGGCGGUACUGUCGGUGAGUUGCCCUGACAAACAAGGUGAAGAGCUGGUGAAGCUGAAGCAGAGACUGGUGUCUCAAGUAUUGGAGAUUGGAAUCAUAUUCCACUCGGUCAUCAUAGGCGUUACCCUGGGUAUGUCUCAAAAUCAAUGCACCAUCAGACCUCUCGUCGCUGCCCUCGCCUUCCACCAGAUUUUUGAGGGUUUGGGCCUCGGAGGCUGCAUUGCUCAGGCGGGUUUCAACUUUGGAACAACAGCGUAUAUGUGCUUUAUGUUUGCAGUGACGACUCCAAUGGGAAUUGUACUGGGAAUGAUCAUAUUUUCUGCGACAGGUUACGAUGACAGUAGUGCGAAUGCUUUGAUCAUGGAGGGGCUGCUGGGGUCCUUAUCAUCGGGUAUACUCAUAUACAUGGCCCUUGUUGAUCUCAUUGCAGUAGAUUUCUUCCACAACAAGAUGAUGGCUUCAGCUCCAUUGUUGAAAAAGGCUUCUUUCAUUGCCUUGACCCUUGGCUCCGUCUCCAUGUCUGUUCUGGCCCUUUGGGCCUGAAUUUUUGUUUUGCUUGUUGAGAGUCGAGACCAAUGCCCAUGAUGACGAGUCCAUGUGAUUGUAUGGCGUAUAACUCUAAAGAGUUUUAGGUUCAUUUGUAUAUAACAUCACGUUCAUGAAUCCCAAUAGUCUUCCUAAUUUUCUGUUCAAAAA
This is a messenger RNA of Vitis riparia (riverbank grape), 1370 nucleotides long. Its product is annotated as zinc transporter 6, chloroplastic. Lineage: Eukaryota; Viridiplantae; Streptophyta; Magnoliopsida; Vitales; Vitaceae. Bases 210 to 1217 code for a protein of 335 amino acids. Gene Ontology annotation, cellular component: plasma membrane. The transcript has 2 exons. Gene Ontology annotation, molecular function: zinc ion transmembrane transporter activity. Gene Ontology annotation, biological process: zinc ion transmembrane transport. The record is from RefSeq and is a predicted model, not a curated record.